Molecule: messenger RNA, 1365 nt
Organism: Aspergillus aculeatus ATCC 16872
Lineage: Eukaryota; Fungi; Ascomycota; Eurotiomycetes; Eurotiales; Aspergillaceae
Exons: 7
Coding region: 249-1295 (348 amino acids)
Cellular component (GO): trans-Golgi network; endosome; Golgi apparatus
Molecular function (GO): antiporter activity
Source: RefSeq, a predicted model, not a curated record
GACUCCAACCCACGGCCGCAGCCCAACGGGGCCUGUACCCACGACCAGCAGCAGCACCAGCACCAGCAAUCAACAAGCCGCCCGCGGCUCCUGGCGUGUAGACUCAGCGGAAGACAGAGACUGGCUGGUAUAUAUCCUCUCGCAGCAGCCAUGUAGGGUCACUAUCGCUAUCGCCAUCGCUCUCCGUAUCUUCGCCGUCUCCUUCAUUCACGUCACCCGCCUCCCCGAGCAGCAUCGCCGAUUCAAAGAUGACCUACUCGGAGGCAUUAACCGCUGCCGCUGCCGCUGCAGACCCGGCAAAGAAGCCGAUAUGGCCGGUGGUAUUAGGGGUGCUAGCAUGGGUAUUCUGGUCGAACCUGACCAUCCUCUUCAAUAAGUGGUUGAUAGAGUCGACCGAGUUCCAUUACCCAAUAAUCCUCACAACCUGGCACCUCCUCUUCGCGACCCUCGCCACGCAACUCCUCGCGCGGACGACGUCUCUGUUGAACAGCCGCCACACCCACCACAUGACGCCCCGCACCUACCUGCGCCAGAUCGUCCCCAUCGGGCUACUGUAUAGCGGCAGCCUGGUCACCAGCAACCUGACUUAUUUAUACCUAAAUGUCUCCUUCAUCCAGAUGCUCAAGGCCGGCGGGCCCAUCAUCACCCUCCUGACCAGCUGGGGCUGGCGCGUGGCGCGGCCCUCGCUCGAAUCGUUUCUGAAUAUCUUGGUCAUCGCGUUCAGCGUCGGGCUGGCUGUUGCUGGGGAGGUGCAGUUUGUCUGGACGGGGGUGGUCUUUCAGGUGGCGAGUCUGGUGUUUGAUGCCAAUCGGUUGGUUAUGAUUCAGAUUCUUCUGACCCAGGGGCAGGGGCAGGGGAAGAAGAUGGAUCCCCUUGUCACGCUGUAUUAUUCGGCGCCGGUGUGUGCGCUGACCAACGCCUUGAUCGCCCUGGGGAGUGGGGAGGUGGCCGGGUUUGAGUGGGGGGUGGUGCGGAGGACCGGGUGGGGGGUGUUGCUUGCUAAUGCUGGGGUGGGGUUUAUGUUGAAUGUGUCGAUUUUCGUGCUGAUCGGGAAAACGUCCGGGCUGACGAUGACGCUGGUCAGCGUGCCCAAGAAUAUCCUCUUGAUUGUCUGCUCGAUCGUCAUCUGGGGCUCGCCGGUGAGUUCGCUGCAGGUGGUCGGAUAUGGGAUUGCGUUGCUGGGGCUGUUGUAUUAUUCGCUUGGGUGGAGGACGAUUCAGCCGCUUUGUGAGGCGGCCGUCACGAAGGUGAAGGGCUGGCGGCGCGGGGAGGUGUAUAAGUAUGAGCCUGUUUAGGCUGUGUCGUCAUUUUCGACAAUUCAUAUGUAUGAUUAGAAAUAGAUUUAUGAAUACUAGGUGGUUGGAC